Messenger RNA from Ceratitis capitata (Mediterranean fruit fly), 928 nucleotides. RefSeq names its product farnesol dehydrogenase. NCBI's taxonomy places the organism in Eukaryota, Metazoa, Arthropoda, Insecta, Diptera, Tephritidae. The record is from RefSeq and is a predicted model, not a curated record. The coding region runs from base 11 to 772 and encodes 253 amino acids. The transcript is spliced from 3 exons. Gene Ontology annotation, molecular function: oxidoreductase activity.
CACAUUCAGCAUGGAACGAUGGCAGGGUAAAGUUGCUAUGGUAACAGGUGCCAGCAGUGGCAUUGGUGCUGCCUGUGCCAAGGCAUUAGUCUGUGCUGGAUUUGUUGUUGUGGGCUUAGCUCGUCGACAGGAGCGUAUCACUCAAUUGCAGCAGGAAAUACCAACUCGAUUUCGAUCCAAUUUGCACGCCUUUAAAUGUGAUAUCACACAGGAAGAUAAAGUGCGGGAGGCUUUUAAGUGGACACUCGACAGGCUGGGGUCUGGCGUUGAUGUUUUGGUAAAUAAUGCCGGCAUUAUAGCGACCACGGAGUUAAGUGCCAACCAGAAUACAGAUGAAAUUCGCUCCACAAUUGAAACAAAUCUCUUGGGUACGAUUUUUUGUACACGUGAAGCUUUCAAUUCAAUGCGUGAACGGAAUGUUGAAGGUCACGUGGUGAUCAUUAAUAGUGUGGCCGGCUUGCAAGUACCAAAUUUGGGACCAGAUUUGCCAUCACUCAAUGUAUACCCCGCAACGAAAUUUGCUUUGAGAGCCAUGAAUGAGAUUUACCGGCAGGAAUUUCAGCGCCACAAGACACGUGUGCGAAUAACGACAAUCAGUCCAGGUAUUGUCGAUACCGAUAUACUGCCAACGUCUAUUCGUACUGUUGUUAAGGAAAUGCUACCGAGCCUUAAAUCGGAAGAUGUGGCUGAUGCUGUAUUAUGGGCUAUAGGUACACCUCCCAAUGUGCAGGUUCAUAAUAUUACAAUAAAACCGAUGGGUGAAAAGUUUUAGUGCAACGAGAUGCGCUAAAUGUGGAUUUACUAUAGUUUCGGCUGGUUUCACAACAACUAAUGUAUCCAUAUAUAUAUAACACAAACUACUAUCAAUUGGUCCAUAAUUGGCCUAACAAUUAUUUUUGAAAUAAAGCUAAAAGUGGUGGUAAUUUCA